AUGCAGAAGGGGGACCAGCAGUAUGACCGUGAAAAGGAGAUCUACAAGGUGCAUGCAAAGGAUGCCGGACGCCGAUUGGAAUACGCUUGGCAUUGGGAGCCAUCGCUCUCAGAUGUUGCUACUUAUGAUUAUCGGAUGGCCUCAGGCAUGUCGACAUGUGAUCACAUGAAGUACGUGGUUGGUCGUGCAUGUGCCGUUGCGGGUUAUACAGAUCUUUUUCACGAGUUGGAUCACCUACCCGAUUACCACAUUGCGGAAGAAGCACGCGAGAGCCGUUACGUGGCCACCUAUGAUGCUAUCAUGAAAGCUGCUGUCAAGCACAAUGCCAUGGACGAUUGUACCAGAGCUGGGCGGAACUCGAAGUCGCAGUACAAUGGCCUACACUGGGCGAUGGACGAUGGAAAUUGCGAUAUCGGCGAAGACCGGCGUGUGGAUAAAUACGACACAGACCCCGAGCCAGCGCCUUUCGCGAUUAAAGACGAAGAGAUUCGGCCGAUGCUCUACAAUCCACUCACACCCGACCUUCCAACUCUCAACAAAGACCUUCUGAUUAUAGUUGCGGCAUUUUACGGUGAUAUCGAUCGAUACGCUCGGCUUCGACGACCCAAGAUGGCCCACUCAGAAUAUGUUCGAGCAUACAGCGUUUAA
This is a messenger RNA of Penicillium mononematosum, 648 nucleotides long. RefSeq lists its product as uncharacterized. The record is from RefSeq and is a predicted model, not a curated record. The coding region runs from base 1 to 648 and encodes 215 amino acids. The transcript is spliced from 3 exons. NCBI's taxonomy places the organism in Eukaryota, Fungi, Ascomycota, Eurotiomycetes, Eurotiales, Aspergillaceae.